AUGGUAGACACUAGCACAGCCUCCAUCAAGGUGGCCAGAGAUUAUUUUAAGAGUAGUCAAAGUACUGUCCUUAUACCAAACAGGGAUUUUGGAAAGAGGAAGUUUAUACAUGUCGGCAUAAAUAAGCAGCCGAGCAGUACCCGUCUAGCCCAGCGGUCAUCCCCGGAGCCCCCGGACACGUUGUCCUCACCCCUCAGUCUACUGACAGAUCCCACCAACCCGUUCAGCCUCAGCGGAAACAUGAGGGCAGCUAACAAGCAGUGGGUCCAUCCCCCAGAAACUUUGUUAAGGGGACACAUUGUGUAUAACGUUAAGUUUCUGGGCGAGAGUGAAGUUGAAAAUCCAAAAGGAACAGAGGUUGUAAAGGAUGCUAUCAGGAAAAGGAAGUUCAAUAAACACAUUAAAAAAGCGGAAGGCCAAAAACCACCAAAAGUAGAGCUAACUAUAUCUGCUGAUGGAGUCACUGUACAGGAUCCAAAAACAAAGAUGAUUAUGCAUCAAUAUGCAUUACACAGGAUAUCAUACUGUGCUGACGAUAAAUCUGACAAGAGGAUGUUUACUUUUAUAGCCAAGGCUGGUGACUCUAAUCAACACUUCUGCUAUGUUUUUGACAGCGAAAAGUGUGCUGAAGAGAUAACAUUAACAAUAGGACAAGCAUUUGACCUGGCUUACAGGAGAUUCCUAGAAACAUCAAGUCGCGAUUUUGAUCUGAAGAAACAGUAUUUGAUGCUACAAAAAAAGGUUCAAAGUCUGGAGAAAGAAAACCUUACCCUGAAGCUGAGAGUUCAGGAACUUGAGAGACAGCAAACCACGACAGACAACAUGAGAAAUCAACAGUUGCAGGCUGCAAAACAAUCUACAGUCGGACGACGAUUAGAAAAUCUGUUGUUUGAUGAAAACAAUACCUACAGUCAGCCGAAGACCAACGGAACAAAUGGCACAGUGCCCUCUAGUGGUCAAAGUUCUGGGAUAUUGUCACCACCCCCUCCUAGUUCAAGAUCAAGGACACACAGUCAGACACAGCCACUGCAAAUGACAUCACCCACUCAACCGACCAAUAGCCAAGCAGCAGCUGGAAAGGAUGCAUUUGGUGCAACACCAUUUGGCUCUAACCCAGUCGGAGGUCAAGCAAAGGAAGAUCCUUUUGGUAUGCCUAGCUUUAAUCCAAACAGUUCCAUGGAAAUUGACCAAGCUAUACAGAAUAUGGAUAAAUUUUUACUAGAUGCACAGGAGGGUUUCAGCAAAGGAUUGUCAAUGGGGUCAGAAGAUUUUUCCUUAGCAGAUCUUGACCCUCUAAGUCAGAAGUGAUGGAAGCAAUAAAGAUGGCUAAUAAGAAUGGAGACAACCCAACUGUCCUCAAAAUUCUACUGGAUUGAAUAUUGUAAAAACUUGAAAUGUUUUAGAAAUAUUGAAAUCUCCCAGAAGAUCAACAGAAUGUUUUACCUGUUAGAUUAAUGUCACAGCUGUUUAUGAAUUUAACAACUUCAUUCUUGGAGGUUCAGUCAUUAAUGUACCGAUAAUGCUCCUUUUUCCAGAAAUGUUUUCCACCACAUCAGCUAGCCAUUGUUGUACUACAAAUGCUAUGUGUCAUUUUGGUGUCAUUUUUUGACAAACUAAACAGAUGAUCCAAUCCAGUAGUGAUUUUAAAGGGAAAUAGAGGAUUGGAAACAAAAGCAAUACACUUUUACAUCAGACUCAACAAUAAAUCCAAGUUGCCUUGAUACCAAAGCUAUUUUGAAAAGUUCAAACAGGGGAGGUAAUCGUAGCGCUGUUGUCAAUUUAUUAUAAAAGUUUGAAUUAUUUGCCAUAUUAUGAAAUGAAGUGAAGGAUCAUAAUAUUUUGUAUGUCAUAAUACAUUACAAAAAAUAUCUUGUUAUAGAACAUGUUCAUUGUCUGUCCAUGGCCUAUAUAUUAUAUGAAUACAUUUGCAGGCAUUUGUAGAUCAUAUGUUUAAAUUCAACAGCUUGAUAAUUGAUGUUUUGUUAAGCCGUGUGAUAUGUAUAUCAAGUGGAAGUUCUUGUUGCACAUUUGUUGCAUGUGUUGGCAUUCAGAGUCUGUUUUGAUAUUCAUGCAAUACAAGCUCCUGAAACUCUAGCAGUUACCUUUGAAAACUAACAAUUGAAACAUCUCAAAUUUGAUCCAAAAUGCAUCUGAAUAAUUGGAAAAGUUGUUAGUUUGUGAGCUUGACAUGCCUUUUCAAAUCUUUCAAAUAUUUUUAAAAUCUUUGAUUUAAUUUUGUAAGUUCUGGCUUCAUCUCUGAUUUUUCU
Ylistrum balloti is the source of this 2267-nucleotide messenger RNA. Its product is annotated as PTB domain-containing engulfment adapter protein 1-like. Lineage: Eukaryota; Metazoa; Mollusca; Bivalvia; Pectinida; Pectinidae. The record is from RefSeq and is a predicted model, not a curated record. The transcript has 11 exons. Bases 1 to 1308 code for a protein of 435 amino acids.